Serendipita indica DSM 11827 is the source of this 792-nucleotide messenger RNA. The record is from the annotation of a GenBank genome assembly. Lineage: Eukaryota; Fungi; Basidiomycota; Agaricomycetes; Sebacinales; Serendipitaceae.
AUGCUAGCGUGGUUCUAUCUGGCCGUCGCCGUCCAGGUCGCACUCGGAUUCGUUGCUAUUUCGAGUUUCAUAACCAUCAUAGAGUUUCGCGGGACCAUUUGCGCAUUUGCUCGACCGCCACCAAAAGGCUUACACAUACUGGUCGCGGGAUGCUUUUUAUCUGUGCUCCCGUGCGAGACCGUGAUUCUCGUCGCGACGUAUCUGCAUGCAAUAGAGGCAAAGCAAAAGCACUUCUUGAGUCGUGAAUCCGCUGCUUUACCGGUUCUACGACGUAUGUAUCAAGAUGGUGCCAUCUAUCUUCUGAUCGCCUUUGGAACGCGCCUUGGUGGCUCUAUCGUGUGGCUCGCGUGCCCUGCAGAGCUCAAGUUUGUUUCCGACUUUCUCAUCUAUAGUCUGAGCAGUGUGGUUUCGACUAGAUUCUUCCUCGGACUACGGCAACUGGUACAUAGACCCACUGUUCAAACGCAGUGCCCCACUACCUUGGAGGGCUCGCUCUUUGUCGAUACGUACAGCUUACCGGUCGCAAUGACGCGCAACCCCGAUCCUAGUAUACGAGACGCCGGAGCAGCCGUGUAUCUGUACGACUUCGCACUCACGUUGGCCGCAGAGAUUCAGUUUUUUUGGACGACACGGAGUGCACCAGUUGGGAGAUAUCUCUUUCUUUUUACUCGAUACGCCCCCAUCCUCGGGCUCUCCAUCGGCCUUAUUGAAUUGAACCCGUUUAGGUUACAUCUUUCGGAUCAGAUGUAUGUGAAAUCCCUAUUCGUGCGAGCUAAUGUGACAGAUCCAUAG